Molecule: messenger RNA, 1923 nt
Organism: Archocentrus centrarchus (flier cichlid)
Lineage: Eukaryota; Metazoa; Chordata; Actinopteri; Cichliformes; Cichlidae
Gene: tmem138
Product: transmembrane protein 138
Exons: 5
Coding region: 771-1259 (162 amino acids)
Cellular component (GO): cilium
Source: RefSeq, a predicted model, not a curated record
AUGCAUCUCUUAGCGCCGAAAAUCAGUAGCAGUCGCUUGAAUAGCAGGGUUUACGAAUAAAAAUAGAUAUUUGUGAUUUAUUGGUGCUUUUUUUGUUUUCAUACUUUACAAGUUUUUUUUUCUCUCGUAAGUAUUUGUUGGUUAAAUUGUGUUUGUCAACCCCGCUUGCGUAACAGUGAGCAGCAGUGUUAGCGUAGCAAGCGUGUCUGGAGUGGUUUGUUGUGGAAAAAAAUACGCAUGUGGUAAUUCUGUUAUCCGUUUCUAGGAUUAACUCCAGAGCGGACUAAAUAAGGAAAGAAAGAUUAGAUAGGUAAAAGAAAAAAAAAACACAAAACAACUGGGGGAGUACCUUGAAAACAGCAGCGAAACGAGUGAUGUUUCAGUCCACGUAGAGCAGCAUGCAACUUUUGGCAGGAUUCAACACAUUUCAUCUGACAUCUUGGACAGGCUGCAAGCAUCGCAGAAAUAUUUUUUCCAUCUAGGACAACAAACAUGUGUCAGGACAGCGGAACAAACAGGAUUGAGGAAUAUAUAAAGCGAUAUAUAAUUUACUUUAGAAGCCACCAGUGCUGACUGCAAAUGGACUAUUGUGACUCAUUAAUGGCUUGGCCCAGACAAGUGUUUUUGUACUGAAGUAUGUAGAGGGGCAGAUCUGACCUUAGAGAUUCACCAUCAAGUAUCAAGAUCUAUAAAGAAAAUCCACCAGAAGAAGGGGACUACAAGGAGAACGGACUGCGGAACUCAGUGUUUUGCAGGACCAGCCCCUGAAGAUGCUUCAGACUAGCAACUACUCACUGGUGUUGCUGAUCCAGCUGACACUGUUGGCCUAUGACCUCUUUGUCAACUCCUUCAGUGAACUUCUGAGAGGAGCAGCUGUCAUCCAACUUGUGCUUUUCAUCAUCCAGGACAUUGCAAUCUUGUUCAACGUGAUCAUCAUCCUCCUGAUGAUGUUCAACACGUACGUGUUCCAGGUCGGCCUGGUGUCGCUGCUUCUGGAGAGGUUCAGGGCUCUGCUGAUAUUCUCUGCUCUUUACCUGACCCUGAGCAUCUGCUUCCACUGCUGGGUGCUGAACCUAAGAUGGCUUAAUUCAAACAGUUUUGUUUGGACAGAUGGUCUACAAGCUCUUUUUGUUUUUCAGAGAACAGCGGCUGUGUUUUAUUACUACUUAUACAAACGUACAGCAGAGUACAUGGGGGACCCGAGGCUGUAUGAGGACUCUCUGUGGCUGCGUGAUGCCUUUGCCAGAGCUCGUCAGUGAAGCAGAGAGACAGACUGUGGAAAAACAUAACUGAGCAUCAUUAGCUAAUCCUAAUUCUGGAAUUUUUUUUUACCCUUUUUUAGAUUUUAUAUUUGGAAAUCCUUGCACCAUUAAGCAUCUCUAACAAAGUAACACUAAUUAUUAUUAUUAUUAUUUUUUACACAUAAAGGGAACUCAAUAACUCAUCAAGGAUGAAGCAAAGUGUCAACCACUGUUUGUGUUUACUGGCUCUUUGAAGCAAAGAGGCUGCAGGUUAAAUGGUUUACAACAGCAGGUAAGCCAUGUGUGGCUUAUGUAGUAUUGUAUUAAUCAGGAUUGAGUCUGUUAAUCUAUGUGGCCUUGUAAAUCAGUUCGGGUUGCAGACAGACUGCAACAUGCUGAAAGAAUGUUUUGAAAAAAAAAAAAAUGGUGUAAAUGCAGGUUUUGCCUCCUAUUGCGUGCUUUUUAAAAUCUGUAACAAUGGAUAGUUUUUAGAACAUUGUAUGCUCAUAGUUUUGUUGGAAAGCAAGUUUUCCCUGCAAUGGAAGAUCAAUUGGUCUGUUUUGCCUUAUGUAAAAUUAGCACAUGCUGUUUACAUGAUUGAUAUUUUAAUAAUUCAAUUGUCAUGUGAACUCAGUUUUCUUUCAUUGGAGAUCUUUGAAUUGUGUCUCCACUGCUUUUAUUA